Spirodela intermedia is the source of this 2678-nucleotide messenger RNA. NCBI's taxonomy places the organism in Eukaryota, Viridiplantae, Streptophyta, Magnoliopsida, Alismatales, Araceae. The record is from the annotation of a GenBank genome assembly.
AUGGCGUCCUUGCCCCCCUCUGUCACCUUGAACGCCACCCUCGCCAAGCUCGAACCCGACAGCAGGAAGACGCCCAACGCUUCCCUACUGCUCGAAAAGGUAAUCAACUUCUGCCCAAAUUUCUCUACACCUAAUUUCCUGCAAAAGCUCUCUCCUAAUUCACUCCCCUUGUAGUCCCCGAAUGACUGGAUACGUGAUGUGCUUUUUUUCGUCUUGAGCAUCCUCUUUGGAGGGUUUUGAAUCGAACGGUAUUGGCCGGAGCAUCAUCUUUUCUAUUCCUUCUUGUUUUGGUGUGCUUCCCCCCCUCCAAUUUUCUGACGAAAACCCCAAUGCGUCGAAAGUUCGUUGUCUCCACGCGCCUCUGAUGAUUUCGACGGUUCUUUCGCGAGUCAGUGGGCUCUUUCUCCUCGCUUGCAUUCUUUUAGUUGCAACAUUUGUUUGUAAUUUCUACGACCCCGCCUCCUUUGCCCUUCUCUCUCGUACUUACUAGACCAGAACUCUCUUUGUGCUCGUUGACUUGCCAGAGAAGCCCGGAGCCGCUGUCUUUGAAUCUCGGGGAAGCGCUCUCGGUCCUGAAAGAAGCCACUCAUGUGGAGUCAGCUGUCUACGUUCCUCUCCUCCAGGAGUGCGUGGACACCAAAUCUCUCCAGGGGGUAAACGCCCUCCACGGCCACAUCUUAAAGACAGGAGCCCGCGAGGAUGUAUUCCUAUCGACGUUCCUCGUUAAUGCCUAUGGGAAAUGCGGGUCUAUGACCCAUGCCCGCAACCUGUUCGACGGCUUGCCUCGGCGGAACAUUGUCACGUGGACGGCGCUCAUGACCGGGUACGUCCACAAUUUCCAGCCGGAGGAGGCCGUUCAGGUAUUCAUUCACUUGCUGGAAGCAGGUGUUUAUCCCACGAAUUACACCUUGGGAGCCAUUCUGAGCGCGUGCUGCUCCCUACAUGAUCUUGCGUUGGGCAGGCAGGUGCAUGGCUACAGUGUGAAGUAUAAGGUCGGUGCCGCCGAGACCAGCAUAGGGAACUCCCUCUGUGGCUUCUACUCGAAAUGCGGAGGCCUAGAUUCUGCGGUCAAGGUCUUCCAAAGUAUGCCAGAGAAGAAUGUAAUUUCUUGGACGACUAUCAUAUCUGGUUGCGGCGACAGUGGCAAAGCUGAAAUGGGGCUGAGAUUUUUCCUCACCAUGCUAUUAAAUGGCGUGGAGCCAAACGAGUUUACUCUGACCAGCGCAUUGAGUCUUUGUUGCGCAGCACAGGAGCUUGCCCUCGGACUGCAAAUUCAAUCCAUGUGCAUAAAAUUUGGGUGCGAAUCGAAAUUGCCGGUGAGGAACUCAAUCAUGUACCUGUAUCUGAAAUGUGGAGACAUCGACAAGGCAAGGUGGCUAUUUAAUGAUAUGGGGACCGUCAACCUGAUCACUUGGAAUGCAAUGAUGGCAGGACAUGCUCAGGCGAUGGAUAUUUCCAGGGAUGAUGUCUCAGCUCAUCGCAGCGGUAUUGAGGCUCUCAAGAUAUUCCAGAGGCUGAAUCGAUCGGACAUGAAACCCGAUCUCUUCAGCUAUUCGAGCGCAUUAACUGUCUGCAGCAGGUUGUCGGCCUUAGAUCAAGGGGAGCAAAUACAUGCUCAAACGAUCAAAGUGGGCUUCUUAUCUGACGUAGUCGUCGGCAGCGCGCUGGUGAGCAUGUACAGCAAGUGCGGCAGUGUAGAGAAAGCAUGCAAAGCGUUUGUAGAAAUGCCGACAAGAACAAUGAUAUCCUGGACUUCCAUGGUCACCGCCUAUUCUCAACAUGGGCUGACCGAAGAGGCAUUGCGGCUGUUUGGCGACAUGAGGUUCGCCGGAGUAAGGCCAAAUGAGAUUACAUUUGUGGCAGUUCUCUCGGCUUGCAGCCAGGCAGGUAUGAUCGAGGAGGCGAAGAGGUACUUUAAAAUGAUGUGCAAAGAGUACCGAAUAAAGCCCGUCAUGGAUCAUUACGCGUGUAUGGUCGAUUUGUAUGUAAGGUUAGGCCUGCUGGAAGAUGCACUUGACUUUAUCGAGCAAAUGCCCUUCGAGCCAAACGAAGUGAUCUGGUCCAUGGUGAUCGCCGGCUGUAGGAGCCAAGGGAAUACAGAGCUGGCUUUUGUGGCUGCUGGCCGGUUGCUCGAAUGCAAGCAUAAGAGCAGCGAGACGUACAUGUUGCUGUUGAGCAUGUACAUCUCGGCAGAGAGGUGGCAGGAUGUAUCGAGGGUGAGGAAACUGAUGAAACAGGAGAGGAUAGGAGGCAUCAAGGAUUGGAGCUGGGUCAGUAUAAAGGGAAAGGUUUAUUCGUUUGGAGCAGACGACAGAUCUCAUGCACAGAGUGCCCAGAUGAUCGAGCUGCUGGAGUCGUUGCUUCAGAAAGCAGCAAGAGACAUGGGAUACGUUCCCUAUGUAGGCCUAGAUAUGACAGAGGGCGAGUGUGACGAGAAGAAACCCCCCUCCGUUCGCCAUCACAGCGAAAGGCUGGCAAUUGCUUUCAGUCUGAUCAACACAGCUGAAGGCACGCCAGUGAGGGUUGUCAAGAACGUUAGUAUGUGCAGGGAUUCUCACAGCGCUAUAAAGUUCUUCUCGGUAUUGACCCAGAGAGAGAUCCUUGUGAGGGACAGCAAGCGACUCCACAGGUUCAGAGAGGGUAAGUGUUCCUGCGGUGACUUCGGCGCAUUCUUGUGA